Messenger RNA from Lycium ferocissimum, 699 nucleotides. RefSeq lists its product as uncharacterized. Lineage: Eukaryota; Viridiplantae; Streptophyta; Magnoliopsida; Solanales; Solanaceae. The record is from RefSeq and is a predicted model, not a curated record. The annotation marks the transcript as partial. The transcript has 2 exons.
GAGUGGCAAAGAGAUGCCUCAAGAGUUCUCACCAAGGAUGAUGAGAAACAAGGUGGGGAGGUGGCCAUCAACAUAGAUGAUGAUGUGGUGAUUGUAGAUGAGAAGACCACUGAUGAGAUCUUGGAGAAGAUAGUAGAAGCUAAGGAAUCUUCUUUUAUCCCUCCUCCUUAUGAACCCAAGCUCCCAUUUUCCGGAAGAUUCAAGAGGCAACUGUUGGAGAAGUACAAGGCACUCUUUGAGAAGCAGAUGAGUGAAGUGCAGAUUACAAUGCCUAUCAUUGAUGCUUUCAUGCUUGUUCCUCAAGUACAGCAAGUUCUUGAAAGAUGUUGUAGCUGCAAAGAAGAAAGAAAUGGAAGGCAUGAUGAUCUUACUCAUGAGUGCAGUGCAAUCAUCCAGAGAUUGAACAAUCUUAAGAAGCUGGAAGAUCCAGGAAGCUUCACUCUACCUUGUGCCAUUGGUCCUAUGAGUUUGAGAAGUGUCUAUGUGAUCUUGGGGCUAGUGUUAGUCUCAUGCCUUUAUCUGUUGCCAAAAGCUUGGAUUCUCCAAUACAAGAAGUGCAAACUCUCAUUGGUGUUGGCUGAUCGCUCAGUGAAAUUUCCCAUUGGUAUUUUAGAAGAUCUCCCAGUGAUGGUUGGAAAUUGUGAGAUUCCUACUGACUUUGUGGUGCUAGAGAUGGAUGAGGAGGCUAGAGACCCUUGA